Molecule: messenger RNA, 977 nt
Organism: Ruditapes philippinarum (Manila clam)
Lineage: Eukaryota; Metazoa; Mollusca; Bivalvia; Venerida; Veneridae
Exons: 4
Coding region: 34-792 (252 amino acids)
Source: RefSeq, a predicted model, not a curated record
UUCAUUGAGUGUCCGCUCCGAAAAGAAAUCAAGAUGGCACAUGAGAUACAUUUAAAGAACAACAAAUACCGGCAGUGGGUUAAGGCUGGCCUAGGCUUGGGUUAUCUUAAAGAGGGACUUGCGCCAUUUUGUGAUGACAUAGGAAGACAGCAGCACAACGAUAUUAUAAACAAAAUACAACAAACAAAGACUCCUCAACCAAACAUACCAUGUGGCGCCUGUCAGAUAACAACUCUCCAGCCAGAUCAUGUCCGAGUCUCAAAAGGGAUAUGUCCCCUCAAUCAAGAUAAAUGUAACUGUUGUUUUCCUAAUAAUAAGAGACCCUGUCCAAACAAUGUAUGUGGUGCCAUCUAUGACAGCAUUAUACAGUAUCAUGCAUCAAUGCCACCAGUACCUUUUUGGAAAAACAGUGAUGCCCAACAGUGGUCGACAGACCCAUGGAACGUUUGCAAAUGUUUUAUAAAUGCUCCUGGGUACAAGGACAAGACAUCAGCAGUCGACACUGAUUGCACUGGGUUGCUUCAUGUUAUCAUAAAUAACAAGUACUUUCAUAGUCAUAUUGGAUGCAAUGUUACAGGACCAAACAAUCUUUUUUCAAAGGUACGGCAGUAUCGAAACGAAAUUUUUCACUCUAGCUCUAUGGAGUUAGAGGAGAGCAAGGCUAAUUGUUAUAUCGAUGACAUGAUAGCUGUUCUACAAGAUGGUAAAAGAACUUGUACAUCGACAAGAUGCACAACAAGCUGUCAGGAAACUUCAAGAUCUAAAGAAGAAGGAAUUCAUUAUUACCACUGAAGACUUUGAAGAAAUUCUGACACAAAUCAAAGAAGAAAUGAGAACAGAAAAUGCAGCAACCAAAGAGGAAUUUGAGGUGCUCACAAGUAAAUUAACUGAACUCAAAGCACAGAUGUCGGAAGCUGAGAAAGAACGUACAGAGUUAAAAAGAAGAUUUACUGUUCAUGAGACAGAACAGAAAGAGG